Ichthyophthirius multifiliis is the source of this 429-nucleotide messenger RNA. RefSeq lists its product as hypothetical. NCBI's taxonomy places the organism in Eukaryota, Ciliophora, Oligohymenophorea, Hymenostomatida. The transcript has 2 exons. The record is from RefSeq and is a predicted model, not a curated record.
AUGAAUACUUAUAAGCUAAUCACUGUUGAUUUUAAAUGUAGAGAUUUAGCAAACGUUAUGGCUUGUUCUCACAAUCAAAUACACAUAAUUGAGAAUUUUAUUGAAGUUACUGUCCAUGAAUUUUUACAAAAUUUAGGAUUUGGAUUUAGUGGAUUUUAAAUGUAACUUUGGAUAAACCAUAGGACAGGACAAUAUUAUGGAAAAAUAUAUAAAGUAGCAAAAAAAAUUUACGGAAGUAUAACAAUAGUUUUCUUAAAAAAUGUACUUUUAACUGCUAGGAAACAUUAUAAUGCUAGUGAUGUAAUUACGGAUGCUUAAUUAUCAGUUCAUACUAUUGCUUUAUUAAGAGAUACUGGUUAUUUUGCUGAAGUAAAUGAAAAUAUGGUGGGGUAAAGGAAAAGGAUGCUAUAGUAAACAAUAAUUUAAUGA